AUGCAGAGGCCGACCCUCUGCUCUCCUGAGAAUCGAAAGGUGCCGAUGACAGAGGGCGACCCUCUGCUCCACCUCCUUCACACGGAGCCGUGCUUUGAGGCUGUGCUAUCCCGUCGAGCGGACGAGCCGUUCGACGACGACCGCGAGCACCUGCUUGCCGCCGAGCUCCACUUCACGCUGCAGAGCCUGUACGUGCAGGCGCUAAGCAGUCUGCGCACACAGGUCGUAGGUUGCGGCCGCAGCCCGCCGCACAAGGAGAAAUCGCCGGCGGCGGCGGCUUCGCCGGAGUGCACUCCCGGCGAGACCGCCGCACGCGUUGCGGCGAUCAAGGAGAUGCAGCGAUCGCACGCCGCCACAUGCGUUGCGCGGCUGGAGCUCACAUCGCCACCGCCUCGCGUGCUGUCGGUGGCGGCCGCAUACGCGCUCAGCGAGAAGGAGGCCGUCGCGCUGACUCUGCUCGUGUUGCAACGCAGCCACCGCACCGCUCUCUUCAGCGGCUGCCUCGGGUCGGACAGCUUCGAGGCCGACCAGGCGCUGCUUCCGGCGCUGCUCUGCGACGCCAGCUCCCUCGAACUCGCCGCCUUUUACGACGAGGAGCGGCCACACAUCAAGGAGGGCAUCAUUCACGUCGACGAGGACUACUCCUCCCGCCAGACCGCCUCGCUCUCCUUCGAGGCGUGCGACGCCAUCGUCAACGGUCUGCGCGCAGAGGCGAGGCCGGACUCGUACCGGCGGCCGUACCUCGUGCCCGGCAGUACGGGCGGCGUCGAGGGCGAGGCUGCGGCGGCCAGGACCCGAGCCGAGGCCAAGCGGGUGGCCGCGCUCUCCGCCGAGGGCAGGUCUCGCGCCUCGAGCCCUCAGCCGAGUGCUGCCCUACAGGAGCUGGAGUACCUCGACGACCAGUUCGCCACGCUCGUGCAGCGCAUCCAGGUGGCGGCGGAGGUGCAGAAGCGACGCGUCAAGCAGGCCGAGGUCGACGACACCCCCGCGCCGUGGGAGGGCAAGAGCAAGAAGGCGAAGCUGCGCAUCAGCGAGGCGCGGAUCAGCGCACGGCUCGCGUGCGCGGGCAAGCUCGGUGUGCCGCGACUCGAGGCGCUCUGCGCGAGCCUGCAGCUCGACGGCUUUGAGAAGAGUGUGCUGCUCAUCACGUGCGGCUACACCAUCUCGCCGGUCGUCAAGCAGUUGCUGGCUCAGACCUCUGGCUCGCACGCGUACGACAGCGACCGGCUCUCCGUCGGCCGCAUCCUGCAGGUCUUCACGAUGUCGUUCCACGAGCAGGCGCGCUCUACGGAGCGCGUGCUCAUGGCCACCACACGCCUUCGCCACGCGCUCCUUGCCUCUUGCGCGCAGGUCUCGAAGCGGGUCUACUUUUACAAGAGCGCGAGGCUGGUGAAGAAGGGGCUGAUCCGCCUGAACAACGACCGCUACCAAAGCCGCGACGACCUGACCGACAUGCUGGUCAAGCUCGACAGGAGGGUGCUCGACUGCCUGGUCGGCCUCGAGGACGAGUCGACGGAGGUGGCCGAGAGCGCGAGCCUCUACUCGCCGAGCGUCGAGCUCGGCGACGUGGUGCUGCCCGAGGCGGUGCGCACCAAGUUGCUCCGGAUGCUGACCAGCCACGGGCAGCUCAAGGCAUACAAUAAGCGGGUCGGCCUCUCCAAGGACAUCCCGCAGCCCGACGGGCUCGUGCUGCUGCUCUGCGGGCCGAGUGGGAGCGGCAAGACGAUGACGGCCAACGCGGUGGCGCGGCAGAUGGGCAAGAAGGUGCUGCUGGUCAACUUUCCGGUGCUCGCCCAGUCAACCAGGACGGCGGCGUCGACGGCGCAGUCGAUCUUCCGCGAGGCCGAGCUGCAGGGCGCAGUCGUCUUCUUCGACGAGUGCGAGUCGCUCUUCGCCAAGCGCAGCCACGGGGGCUCCUCAGAGAUGACCGAGCUCCUCACCGAGAUUGAGCGCUUCGACGGCGUGUGCUUCCUGGCCACCAACCGGCCGCAGGACUUGGACGAGGCGAUGUUCCGCCGCAUCCGCUGCGUCUUCGAGCUUCCCGCGCCAAAUCACGUCCAGCGGCUGCAGAUUUGGCGGCGGCUGACGCGGGCGGAGGGCAUUGCUCUCGCCGACGGCGUUGAGCUCGCCGAGAUCGCGGCCAAGUUCGAGAUGACGGGCGGGUACAUCCGGAACGCGGUGCUUGCCGCCCUCCUCGCUGCGAUCAGCCGCGAGCCCAGGCAUCCCGCGAUCACGCAGGACGACCUUAUUACUGGCUGUCGCGAGCAAAUGCGCGGCGCCCUGCUGGGCGCGGACCUGGACGCGGGUCACGGCCGCCUGGUCCCUUCCCGGUCGCUCGACGACCUCGUCGUGAAGCCGCCGCUGCUCGGGGCGCUCCGCUCGCUCGUCGCGCUCGAGAGGGCGCGUCUCGUGAUCGCCGGUGGCUUGUGGGGCGACGAUGAGAGCGGCGGCGGGGAGCGCAGCGUGCACACGCCCCGUGGCGGCACCACGGCGCUCUUCUGGGGCCCGCCCGGCUGCGGCAAGCGCGCCGCUGCCGAGGCGCUCGCCUUUGAGCUCGGACGGCCGGUCAAGCUGGUGCAUCUGGCGCAGCUGCUUAGCGGCGAGGCGCGGCGAGGCGCCAAGGCGAACGACGGCGUGGCCUCGCUCUUCCGUGAGGCGAGGCUCGCCGACGCCGUCCUCGUCAUCACUGGCGUCGAUGGCGAGGGUGGCGGGCUGCAGGGCGGCAGCGCCGAGCCCAAGCUGCUCGAGCUGCUGCUCCACGAGACGGCGCGCUAUCCGGGAGUCGUGCUGCUCUGCUGCUCUUCGUAUGACAAGUACGACGCGGUCGUGCACGCCCUCGCCCCAACGCUCCUCGCCGCGAUGCGCGCCGUCGUCCAGUUUGAGCUCCCCGACGAGGCGACCCGCGGGCGGCUGUGGCGCAUGCUGUUGCCGCCCGCUUGCGCCGGCUUGGUUGACUUCGACCUGCUCGCGAAAGAGAGUCACGGGUUCAACGUUGCGCGCAUUGCCAACGCCAUCUAUCACGCGGUCGCCGCGGCCGUGCUCAGCGACCCCGACGCCGCCACUGCCGCCGGCAAGCCGCUUGACCUCGGCAUGAAGCGUCUACAACGGGCCAUCCAGGCUGAACAAGAGAAGGGCCGCGGCACGCGCGACGCUCUGCAGAGGGCGAUGCUUUGUUGA
Messenger RNA from Emiliania huxleyi CCMP1516, 3177 nucleotides. RefSeq lists its product as hypothetical. NCBI's taxonomy places the organism in Eukaryota, Haptophyta, Isochrysidales, Noelaerhabdaceae. Gene Ontology annotation, biological process: proteasome-mediated ubiquitin-dependent protein catabolic process. The record is from RefSeq and is a predicted model, not a curated record. The coding region runs from base 1 to 3177 and encodes 1058 amino acids. Gene Ontology annotation, cellular component: proteasome regulatory particle, base subcomplex. The transcript is spliced from 4 exons. Gene Ontology annotation, molecular function: ATP hydrolysis activity; ATP binding; proteasome-activating activity.